AUCUGUUUCAACGCCCAGACUACCCUCCCACUUCGCUCCGUCUCUGCUUUGAAAUCGCCUUCUCUUUCUACGCCAUUGCAGCACACCUCUCUAACCGAGCGCGGUGAGAAAAGGUCAACGCCUCUGCAUAAGCGCCAUUUUCGUCAGGUCACUGCUCGCGCACUUGAUUGGGCCCCGCGUAGACAUUAUCAUUUCAAAUGUACAGAGUAUCGGCUUUUAUGGGCGGCGAAACUACGGUGCAAAAGAAUCCCGGUCUAUAACGCAGCAUGGCGGACAAGGACCUCCUGGCCUCCCGCCCUUUCCUGGUCGGCGGGAGAUGUCCGUGAUUCGCACGGGACUUGGGUGAAGGGUGUGGGCGAGCCUCGACAUGGGCUGAUGUCUGCAGCUCUGUGGCAGCACUGCAAAUGCUACUCUGGUGAUGUCAGCUGCAAUCCACUGACUCGUUCGCUAUCGGUCUCUGAUGCCAAAUUGGGCCUCGGCUGGCGGACAUUUUUCAGGCCUGCCUUGUUCGAUGGACACUUGGACCUUGGAGUGGGAGGCCUUCUAUCGAGUACCCGCACCAUGAUAGUCUUGAUUGGCCCACCCGAGGUUACAGGAAACUGCUCGUGUUCGAACCGGUUCGUCGGGUUCGCGCGUCGUGUCAAGGUCACUGACCUGGGAGGGGGUGGAGGAUACUGUAUCAUCACUCUGGCCAGUCUUUUCUUCAUGAUCGUUUAAAAGAGUGGAACAUCGCGGCGAGACAAUCACAUUGUGGUGUGGAUCUCAAACAUGUGGCGAUGAGAAACGACACAGCUCUCGAAUCCUUCUUGCUCCCCCUUUACUGCCGUGUCAAUCAGUAAGCUGGUUCGCCAUGUGUUGGCCAUCUAUUUUUCGGCAGUCCAGGACAGGCAACCCACGCCGCACAUCACUUCACUGCAACUGCAAGAGAUCAGCCAAUAGUUCCUCGGCGAGAAUCGGUGCCUCUCGGGGCAGUCACCAAUUCACCCCAUUGACUUAAAUUCCCAAUGCGGUUUAUAGUCGUUGUCCCCAGAGGAUUAAGCUGGGGAACAGGCAGACAGCAUGCAGACACCAGAGUGAGGCCUCUAGUUCCAUGCUUGCUGUUGGGUGUGUCGGCAACUCUUUCGCCCCUUUGGGCGCGCAACCAUCAGUUCACUCUCAUAGACUCGAAGACCUAAUGCGGUCCACCGUCGCAAAAGCCCCACCCAAUCGCCGCCGCCGUGAUGCAAUCAAUCUCGCGCGUCAACACUCAUUCUGCCU
Messenger RNA from Periconia digitata, 1257 nucleotides. Lineage: Eukaryota; Fungi; Ascomycota; Dothideomycetes; Pleosporales; Periconiaceae. The record is from the annotation of a GenBank genome assembly.